AUGGCCGUCCUCCCACCCGAAAUCCUCCACGAUAUCCUCGGCCACACCACCCCCAGCUGGCGAUGGGGCUGGCGCUGGAAAAAGUGGAGGAAGACGAUGCUCGCUCGCGCAGAUCUACUUUGGUUUCUGAACUUACGACUCGUCAAUAAACAAUUCGACGAUAUCGUGAUCGACCAUUUCCACACAGCAGUUAGAGCCGGGCUCAUCGAUCGCAAGCUUCCCAUCUGCGAUGGGGCGCCGAACCCCUCGACGAUGGCAAUGGCAAGACGAUUACUAUGUUCGCUUGUGGAGCGUAGUCGCCUUCAAGGGGAAGCAACGAGGAGUGUUUACCCGCUUGUGGAUACGAUCAAUGCGGGGGUGGACGGCGUUGUUGAGUUUUUCUCGCACAGGAGCGAUGUAGACAUCGAGGAGCUCCGAUCGAGGUAUCUAAGCGGGAUGAUAGCCAUGUUUGUCGGCCUGGCAGGGACUAAUUUUAUCGGUCGUGUUCUAGCUCCGGCAGGGGCUGGAGGAGAAACUAUGGAUGAUGGCCUCGACGACGAGAGAGAGGAAUGGAGCUGUACCGCAUUGAUGGCGGCUGCGUACUUGGGCAGAACAGACGAUAUGGAGCACCUGCUUGCGUGGCGUAUAAAAAAUACUGCUGAUCCGGAUAAGUCGCUCCAUGGGCCUCUUAUGACGGCUGCGUUCGGAGGACAAGGAGACAGCGUACGGUUUCUGAUCGACAGGGAUGUUGACAUAAAUACACGGACUACCAGGAAUGGGGAUACUGCGGUGCAUUUUGCUGCGUUGGGAGGGCAUGCAUCUCUUGUGGAGUAUCUUCUGGAGGCUGGAGCGGACGCCGUCGUGGUGAAUAACGCUGGUGAUACGCCGCUUCUUUGGGCUGCUAGGGGAGGGCACGCUGAUGUUGUCAGAGAGCUCUUGAAGACUGGAGAGGUGGACGUGAAUUUUCGGGACCGUUUGAGGAGAGCGCCGCUGAUCUGGGCCGCGGCAAGAGGAUUUGACAAUGUGGUGAAGGAGCUGUUACUGAGAGAGGAAAUUGACGUCAAUAUCAUGGACGGGGUGGUGAAUCUUUUGGCUGGACCUAUAUACCAUGCAGGAUCGGCAGGCGUUCCUGGGGGAAGUCCAUUAGAAGUGGCUGCGAUGAUAGGCAGGGAAGACGUCUUCCAGAGACUUUAUCGUCAUCCGCAGGCUUACAGGGAGUUGUCCACUGUCUUUCCACGCGCGCUGACGGGCGGCAAGGCCAGCAUCGUGAGGACAAUAAUCCAGGCAUUUCCCAACACUCUGGAAGACUACGAGUCCAGCUACGAGGAGACGGCUUUCCUCCGUGCCGCCGAGGAUUCAAGUGAAGAAGUGGUUCGAUAUCUGCUCUCUCUCAACAAGACCCCCAUCAAUUAUCAGGAUCGUGACGGCAAGACUGCUCUAUACUUUGCCGUCAAGUCAGGAGAUCUCGGGAAAGUUACAGCUCUUCUGGAGCAUCCCGACGUAGACGUCAAUCUAAGAACGGACGAAUUGAGCGGCUGCCAAUCACUGCUCCACUGCGCAGGUAACCAACGGUGCGUGGAUCCGGAGGUCAUGAAGGCUUUACUAGCUCGCCCAGAUAUCAAUGUCAACGCUCGAGAUUAUGGUGGCAUGACUCCCCUCGCUUACGCGGCUUUCAAUGGGGAAGCUGAAUUGGUGAAGCUCCUCCUGCAGCGCCAUGAUGUGGAUUUAUUCCCGCUGGAUAGAUUUGGAGACACCCCGUUGCUUCUCGCCGCCAAAGAAGGGGAAAGUCACGUUGUGAAUAUACUAUUGAAGGUACCAGGUACGGACAUUUGGCACAGGAAUAACUGGGACAAGACAGCGCUGGGGUUGGCGGGGGAGUCGGGUCACGCAGAGGUUGUGAGACGAUUGCUCGAUCGGGACCUCAAGGUAACACCGGAAAUCAUAUGCGAUGCCAUAGAAAACACGAAAGAGGCUUUGGAUGCUAUUCGGAGGACACCGACGAGUUUUCUUGGUUCCGAAAAUGAGAGGCUUGCGCAGGAAAGAAGGAUAGAGGAGGCGUACAAGUUGCUUUCGGCUGGUCUAGAUAGGAUAGGUUCAUGA
Molecule: messenger RNA, 2079 nt
Organism: Aspergillus lentulus
Lineage: Eukaryota; Fungi; Ascomycota; Eurotiomycetes; Eurotiales; Aspergillaceae
Source: RefSeq, a predicted model, not a curated record